This is a messenger RNA of Boleophthalmus pectinirostris (great blue-spotted mudskipper), 2790 nucleotides long. RefSeq names its product solute carrier family 8 member 4a (gene slc8a4a). The transcript has 7 exons. Gene Ontology annotation, biological process: sodium ion transmembrane transport; cell communication; calcium ion import across plasma membrane. The record is from RefSeq and is a predicted model, not a curated record. The coding region runs from base 1 to 2790 and encodes 929 amino acids. Gene Ontology annotation, molecular function: calcium:sodium antiporter activity. Gene Ontology annotation, cellular component: sarcolemma; axon; postsynapse. Lineage: Eukaryota; Metazoa; Chordata; Actinopteri; Gobiiformes; Gobiidae.
AUGUUCGUUUCCAUUCUGCUGGUUUUGUUGCCAGGGGUAACCCACUUGUCCCAGGGCAGUGCCAGUCCCGACGACACUGGCCAUCCACCAGCCAACUGUUCCAGUGAAGACAACUGCUCCGAAGGUGUGGUCCUGCCCCUCUGGAACCCUCAGAACCCGGCUGUGGGGGACAAAGUAGCGCGUGCUAUCGUUUACUUUGCAGCUCUUAUCUACAUGUUCCUGGGUAUGUCCAUUAUAGCAGACCGCUUCAUGUCGUCCAUUGAAGUCAUCACCUCUCAGGAAAAAGAAAUCACGAUCAAAAAACCUAACGGAGAGACCACUACGACUACGGUACGAAUCUGGAACGAGACUGUGUCCAACUUAACCCUCAUGGCUCUUGGUUCGUCAGCUCCUGAGAUCCUCCUGUCUGUUAUUGAGGUGGUCGGGCAUGAUUUUGAAGCGGGCGCACUGGGGCCAAGCACUAUAGUGGGUAGUGCUGCUUUCAACAUGUUCAUUAUCAUUGCUAUCUGUGUUUACGUAGUUCCAGAGAGCGAGACUCGCAAGAUAAAGCACUUAAGGGUGUUUUUUGUCACAGCGGCCUGGAGCAUUUUUGCAUAUAUCUGGCUUUAUCUUAUUCUGUCUGUGUCUACGCCUGGGGUGGUGGAUGUCUGGGAGGCGGUGCUCACCUUCCUAUUCUUCCCCUUAUGUGUGCUACAAGCUUGGAUCGCAGACAGGCGCUUGCUCUUUUAUAAAUACGUCAAUAAGAGGUACCGCACCGACAAAAACCGAGGCAUCAUCAUCGAAUCAGAGGGCGACGCCAUGUUUACAAAGAUGGACCUAGAGAUGGACGGGCAAGGGGUGAAUUCACACACCCAUCCCAAAGAAGCUUUAGAUGGGAUGUUGGAAGGAGUGGAGGAGGGAGGAGGGACCAGCGCAGAGCAAGAUCAGGAAGAAGAAGCCAGGCGUGAAAUGGCGCGUACUUUGAAAGAGUUAAAGCAAAGGCACCCAGAGAAAGACAUGGAGCAGUUAAUUGAGAUGGCCAACUAUCAAGUAUUGGUGCAGCAGCAGAAGAGCAGAGCCUUUUAUCGUAUUCAAGCCACACGUAUGAUGAUUGGAGCUGGAAACAUACUGAAAAAGCACGCAGCAGAUCAAGCGAGGAAAGUGGUGAGCUGUCACGAGGCCAGUGGUCAAGAAGAAGACCCUAACACGAUCUACUUACAGUUUGAUCCCUCCCAUUACCAGUGCUUUGAAAACUGUGGCUCUAUGAAGCUGACGGUUAGCAGGCAUGGAGGAGAGAGCGGCUGUACUGUAAAGGUGGACUACCGCACAGAGGAUGGGACUGCCAACGCUGGCUCUGACUAUGAGUUUGCAGAGGGGACUCUGGUCUUCAAACCUGGUGAGACAACAAAAGAGUUCACAGUGGGUGUCAUAGAUGAUGACAUUUUUGAAGAAGACGAGCACUUCUACGUCCGCCUCAGUAACCCGCGCAUCGUGCACCGAGCAGAAGUCUCCCUCCUCGAACCCAAUUCAAUCACAUCCAGUAACAGCAUGGUGGGCAUCUCCUCUCAUGUGCCCCCCAAAGCCGCUCUGGGCAAGGCGCACACUGCCACGGUGACCAUAUAUGACGAUGACCACGCUGGCAUCUUUACCUUUGAGAGUGACAGCACAAGAGUGAGCGAGAGUGUGGGGAACAUGCAGGUGAAGGUCCAUCGGACAUCUGGAGCGAGAGGAAAGGUGGCAGUGCCCUACCACACCAUCGAGGGCACUGCCAAAGCUGGAGAGGACUACGAAGAGGUGUCAGGCAAACUGGAGUUUCAGAAUGACGAGACCAUGAAGUUGCUGAAUGUGAAGAUCAUUGACGAUGAAGAGUAUGAGAAAAAUAAAACGUUUACCAUUGUGCUGGAGGAGCCUAUUUUGCUGGAAGUUGGACAAAGGCAUGGUGACACAAAUGACAACAAGACUGCAGUGGGCCCUGAGGAUGUAUCUAAAAUGGGCUGCCCCAUUCUGGGAGAGCACACCAAGCUGGAGGUGGUGAUCGAAGAGUCUUAUGAAUUCAAGAGCACAGUGGACAAGCUCAUAAAGAAGACUAACCUGGCUCUGGUGGUGGGGAGCAGCAGCUGGAGGGAACAGUUUGUUAGUGCCGUGACUGUCAGCGCAGGUGAUGAUGAUGAGGAGGAGAGUGGAGAGGAGCGCUUGCCCUCCUGCUUUGAUUACAUUAUGCACUUCCUGACAGUUUUCUGGAAGGUGUUGUUUGCCUUCGUGCCGCCCACUGAGUACUGGAAUGGGUGGGCUUGCUUCUUCGUGUCCAUCUCGCUCAUCGGGGUCCUUACUGCGGUCACCGGGGACCUGGCCUCUCACUUUGGCUGCACCGUGGGCCUCAAAGACUCUGUCACGGCCGUGGUUUUCGUGGCUCUUGGUACCUCUGUCCCAGAUACAUUUGCAAGUAAAGUGGCCGCUAUCCAGGACCAGUACGCUGACGCCUCCAUUGGGAACGUGACCGGCAGUAACGCGGUCAACGUCUUUCUGGGCAUCGGAGUGGCCUGGACCAUCGCGGCGGUCUACUGGAACACUAAGGGAAAGCCUUUUGUAGUAAAUCCGGGAUCCUUGGCCUUCUCCGUCACCCUGUUCACCAUCAUGGCUCUGGUCUGUGUGCUGGUUUUGCUGUAUCGGAGGCGUCCAAGCAUUUCCGGGGGAGAGCUGGGCGGACCACGGACUGCCAAGCUCCUCACCUUUCUUUUCUUCCUCUCUCUCUGGUUCAUCUACAUCCUACUGGCAUCACUAGAGGCUUACUGCCACGUGCCCGGCUUCUGA